AUGAAUCACAACGGAACUGCCAGCAGCAUCACCAAUAACAGUAUUGACCACAAUUCUUCUAAAAGACAAAUUAAUGUGUCAUCAAUAUGGCGUAAAAUUUUCGUUUAUUUUCUUGUAAUUCUCUUUGCAUUGGGUGCGUGGACAAAUGUGAGUGGAAUUUGGAUACAGAUGCCCUUACUUGUAUCGAAAGCUCCAGAAUCAUGGUCAUUACCAUCAAAAUUAGGCUUAGUUAUUAAUUUGGCAUCAAUAUUACCAUUAACAGUUGUUUGUAUAUCGUUAGUAUUCAAAUUCAACACAAAACCAAUCGAAGUACCAACGAAUUAUUUCAUAUUAAUCAACGGCAUUCUCACUGGCAUCGUAUUAGCAUUUUCUUAUAACAAAACGGUAUACGUUUUCGGAAAGGAGCGUAGUAUUUAUUUGUUACUUUUAACAUUCUGUACAGCGUGCCUCGAUACAACAUCGUCUACCACGUUUAUUCCAUUCCUAAAUCGUUAUGAGCAGAUUUAUCUCAAUGCCUACUUCACUGGAGAGGCACUAACGGCUUUAUUUCCAGCAUUACUUGGUAUAGCACAAGGUACAGGGAAUAGUGAAUGUAUAUCAGUCAUAUACAAUAAUUCAGAUAAUCGAACAAUAGCAAAAUUUAUUGAAUAUCAUCAUGAACCACGAUUUUCUGUUCAAACAUAUUUUCUUAUUUUAUGUUUAUUUAUAUUUGCCGCACUUGUCUCUUUUAUUAUUUUACGCUCAAUUAAAACUGGACGAUUACAAACUAGAAUCGAUCAUAAAAAGAAAAAAACAUCCAAAAAACAGCAAAUAUCACCAAUAUUCGUUAUAAUAGAUAGUAAUGUUGAUGAAUUAUCGACUCAGAGGGCCCUAGAAAAAAUCAUAAAAAUUGAAAAUAAAAAGAUGGAAAAAGGAAAAGAGAAGACAAUAUGGAAUAAAUAUUGUUAUUCACAAACUGGAAUAGCUCUGUUUCUUAUAUUUACUUCUAGUGGCAUGCUGUAUGGGAUGGUACCUGCAUUAAACACAUUUUCAUUGUAUCCUUAUGGUUUAGUCACAUUCCAUUAUACAAUAAUUGCUAGUAAAUUGAUUGAGUAA
This is a messenger RNA of Didymodactylos carnosus, 1095 nucleotides long. The record is from the annotation of a GenBank genome assembly. NCBI's taxonomy places the organism in Eukaryota, Metazoa, Rotifera, Eurotatoria, Philodinida, Philodinidae.